This is a messenger RNA of Phalaenopsis equestris, 721 nucleotides long. Its product is annotated as NADH dehydrogenase [ubiquinone] 1 alpha subcomplex subunit 13-B-like. The record is from RefSeq and is a predicted model, not a curated record. Lineage: Eukaryota; Viridiplantae; Streptophyta; Magnoliopsida; Asparagales; Orchidaceae.
UCGGAGGGGCGUGGGGAUCGUCCCAAUCGAGCUAAUUUUCAGUUUUAGAAUCGCUGUGGCGUGGUUCUUUUCGCAGGGAGGAUGACGGAGGCGGCGAUAAGAAAGAAGCCGGGGAUGGUGAGCGUGCAGGAGAUGCCUGUGUUGCAGGACGGUCCGCCGCCGGGUGGGUUUCCGCCGGUGAGGUACGCUCGAAGGAUCCCGACCAAGGGACCCGGUGCCGUUGCCAUCUUCCUUACUGCCUUCGGCGCCUUUGCAUACGGCAUGUAUCAGGUCGGCCAGGGCAAUAAGAUCCGAAGGGCACAAAAGGAGGAGAAAUAUGCAGCUCGCAGAGCCAUUAUCCCGAUACUUCAAGCUGAAGAAGAUGAAAGAUUUGUAAAAGAAUGGAAGAAAUAUUUGGAAGAGGAGGCUAGAAUCAUGAAAGAUGUCCCAGGAUGGAAUGUUGGAAAGAUCUACACCCCCGGCCGGUGGGUACCACCGGCAACCGGAGAGCUUCGACCGGAUAUUUGGUGAGAGAAAAAUCUGAGCUAAGCUUGUCUGAAAGAACUUUGAACCCCUAAACUGUUCAUAAGAGACAAUAUUGGUUGAAUAGUUUCAUGAUGCCUUUUUUUUUUUUAAGAAAAAAGGAAUUUUUUUAAUCUAUUUUUGAGGUUUUAUAAAACUGUCUGAAUAAGCUUUUAACAAGACCAAGGUAAUAUGUUAAAUUCCUGUUUCUGCUUUGUUU